Molecule: messenger RNA, 969 nt
Organism: Chelonia mydas (Green sea turtle)
Lineage: Eukaryota; Metazoa; Chordata; Testudines; Cheloniidae
Gene: PANX1
Product: pannexin 1
Exons: 3
Coding region: 1-969 (322 amino acids)
Biological process (GO): positive regulation of interleukin-1 production; monoatomic cation transport
Molecular function (GO): channel activity
Source: RefSeq, a predicted model, not a curated record
AUGGCAAAGGAGGAUUUGAAGGAGGAUAAUGAGUUUUUCCCAUACAUCCUGCUACUAGUUGCUAUCCUGUUGUAUCUACCAUGCUUGUUCUGGCGCUUCACUGCAGCACCUCAUCUUUGCUCAGAUCUGAAAUUUAUUAUGGAAGAACUUGACAAGGCCUACAACAGGGCAAUCAAAGCAGCUAAUAGCUUUCACAGUGGAGACACUAGAGACCCCGGUAGCCUGCCUCCAGCUGUUAAUGAAAACUUGACACAGAGUUUGUGGGAGAUAUCUGAAAGCCACUUUAAAUACCCCAUUGUGGAACAAUACCUGAAGACAAAGAAAACCUCCAAAAACUUAAUAAUCAAAUAUGUUGUUUGCCGUUUACUAACACUAGCAAUUAUCCUGUUUGCAUGCCUCUAUCUGGGCUAUUAUAUCAGUCUCUCCUCUAUGACUGAUGAGUUUUUGUGCACCAUCAAAACUGGAAUCUUAAAGAAUGACACUACAGUUCCAGAACUAAUUCAAUGUAAGCUUAUUGCUGUUGGUGUCUUCCAGCUACUCAGUUACAUUAACUUAAUUGUGUAUCUUUUGGUGAUGCCUCUUGUAAUGUAUGCCAUGCUCGUCCCAUUCAGGCGAAGCUCAGACAUUCUUAAAGUAUAUGAAAUUCUGCCAACGUUUGAUGUUCUGAAACUCAAGUCAAAUUAUGAUGAUUUAAGCCUCUACCUCCUCUUCAUUGAGGAAAAUGUAAGUGAGCUUAAAUCAUACAAGUGCCUCAAAGUGCUGGAGAAUAUUGCAGGCCCUGGGAAAUGUAACAUAAUCCAUCUGUUGCCAAACCUUGGUACGAUUAAGAUGACAGAUACUGUAGAUGGGAAGCCAGCAGCUGUAAAAGAGAAGCCUGAAGAGAAAAUUACAGAAGAACCAGAAAGGAGUACAACAGAACUACAAGGUAAAGUUGGGCUGCUUGUUGUGUUUAAAUGGUGUAUCCAUUAA